AUAAAAGAUCCUUUUACGGCCCCAUCGUUUGCAGACGACAAUGAAGGAGCCGGCGAUUACACUGAUCCCUCUUGAAGGGCAAGAGAGCUUUGUGGAAGGGCACUAUGGCAUUGAGGCAACCACACUCAGAGGAACUAUCCGUAUAUCACAGCCAAACAGAACUCCACUCUCUCUGUAUUCAGCAACGAUUGCUUUUCAUGCAUCUGUAUCGUCAUGGGAAGAGCAUGAUCUUUUGGAGCUCCACAGUUCUAUCCUUCCGGAGGACCACGACGGGAAACUGGAACAGGGCACACAUAUUCUAGAGUGGUCUCUAGACCUCCCGUCUGAACCUCUCCUACCACCCUCUCGAAAAGUGGUUAGCUCAUCUAUGGGGUAUAAUCGAACCAUGUAUAGAGUCAAGUACCGUUUGGUCGCGACUCUGUGCUGGCACGGUAUUAUGGGAAGGGCACGAAAGGAGGCCAUGGUUCCCAUUGAGCCGUUUACUGUUUAUCCCGAUCCAGAUCGGGAUGAGCAACUUGUCAAGAGUAUUCUUUCUCCUGCGGGGUUCAGAUGGGAGGAUAUUACGUCUUUGGUGCAGUAUGAUGUGGCCGUGUCGUCGACCGUCUUGGGACCGGGCGAUAGUUUUGAUUUUGCUUUCAGAGUUGUUCCGAGGGGUCAUGUAUGCGAAAACAUUAAAUUUAAAUUGAUUGAGAUAUGCGACGUUGCCAAAAUCCCGUCGUCCAAUGCUUCCCAGCUGUCCACAGGGGCGACCAAGAGAAAACUUAUCUCUUGGGAUUGGAAAUCCUCUUGCUGGAAUGCUCUUGAGGAUUUCUUUGACAACCAAUGGCACCGAAUGACCGUGCCGUCUCAACCUCGACCGAAUCCCUCUACGAUCGAAUCAGAGUACGCACAAGGAGGUCUACAUGGCACGGUUCGACACCAAAUCAGAAUUGUUAUAGAGUUUGAUGACGCUCCAAGUAUAAAGUUGGAGUGUCCUGUCACCAUCUUGUCUGUCCCGCAAGACAGUGUGCGAAAGGUCCUCGGUGGACAUUCACUCACGCGAGCCUUGUCUUUGGACCGAGGACGCACGGUUCGCAGAGACGACGAAUCAUUGGAAAGAGUUUCCAAAGUGGCCGAAAAUGAGACUGUUCGCAAGGGAUCUACCACUCGCCGACGGAACAGUGCCAGUGAACUGAAACCAACUUUGAGCAUCAAGUCCAUCGGCACCAUAAAGCGCCUCGACACAAGCUCUUUUGCCACACGUCGUGCGGCAACGGUUCCUUCUACCCCUCCUGAGAUAGCUCCCACGCCGCACGUGACGCCAACUGAUUUAGCGACAUCCAUGGCGGCACUUCAGACAACCCUUCUCAAUACUCUUCAACAAAAUCAACAAGUCCUAAUCGACAAACUCACCAUAAUGGAUGUAGAACAAAAGAGGCUUGUCCGCCGCGUCCUAGAACUCGAAGCCUACAUGCGCGAAAACAUGCCGUCAUUGCAAAGAGAAGAAGGUUACGAGAGCGAGAAUCAAUCCACGGUCCAUUCUUCCUCUGGAUUUAGUUUUGUUGUUACAAAUGACCGGGCUGCUCCUGCUGCUGAGGAUCCAGCAAAGAGCAAGCAACCCAAGGGGCUUCGGAGCUUGUUCCAUAGACGAUCGUUUGAUUCUCGCGCAGCUUGGUCAGGAAAGUAGGGUUUAGACUUGUUGACAUUUGUGUAGUUCGUUUCUUGUAUUUUAAAAGGUUGGUGGGAUAUUGGGGUAGAUUUGAGGACGGUAUUUGUGUUUGCGUCAUGUAGAAUAUAUCCAUACAGCAGUUUCAAAUUGGA
Molecule: messenger RNA, 1800 nt
Organism: Spizellomyces punctatus DAOM BR117
Lineage: Eukaryota; Fungi; Chytridiomycota; Chytridiomycetes; Spizellomycetales; Spizellomycetaceae
Exons: 3
Coding region: 41-1666 (541 amino acids)
Source: RefSeq, a predicted model, not a curated record